AUGAGCACUUUCGUUAUUAUUUUUGGGAUUUUUUCGCUGGCAAACCUUUGCAUAAACGUCGGUACAGCUUCGUUGCAGUCACAGCCUAAUAUUUUAUUUGUUUUGGUGGAUGACCUCGGCUGGAGUGAUGUGAGUUUCCACGGGUCGAAAAUAAAAACUCCAAAUGUAGACAAAUUAGCAAGCGAAGGAGUAAUCUUGAACAGUUACUAUGUCCAGCCUAUUUGUACGCCAACAAGAGCAGCUUUACUGUCUGGAAGAUAUCCUAUACAUACUGGUAAGUAUUCGUGUUAAAUACCAAUCCACUAAAUUGGCACAAUUCAAUUUGAGAGGAGAGACAGCUUAGGACUAAAAGUGAAUGAGGUUAUCAUUAGAUCCCAUCGACCGUAGCCCCCCUCGGACACCUCAUGAAAUUUACACAACAUAGUUUUCCUCUUCACUAAUUAGGGUUAGGCACUGCUUUUUACAGAUUAGGGUUAAGCACUACCUUUACUGAUUAGGGUUAAGCACUGCCUUUACAGAUUAGGGUUAAGCACUGCCUCUACUGAUUAGCAUAAGCACUGCCUUUACUGAUUAGGGUUAAGGUGGCUGAACACAGUUUUGGCAGUUUGUGAUUAUAUGUCAUUUGCCAAAUCAUGGCAUGAGAAAGGUUUCUGGUCACAAGCUGAAACUUGGCAAGUGAAAAAUGUACUGAUGAAAGAUUUUGAUUGACAGGUAAAAAUUGGCAUUUUUGUAGUUUCCAUGGCAACAUGAACGAUUGAGUACAACCUCAAAAUUUCACUUUUCCGCAGUUUACAUAAAAUUCGCUCAUCAGAUUUUCCCACAGCUUACUGUAAUGUAUCAUUACUAUUUGAAACUUAUUUGACCAAAUUUUAACAGACGGGUUUUUAGAUAAUCAAUAAUUUAAUUGUACUGUAAUUAUUAAAUGUGUCACAAAAUUUGUCUGUUCAACUUCGAUUUUAAAGUUUUCAUUACUUAAAAUACGAUAAAAGGAAAAAUUCUGCCAAAUAUCACAAAAUUCUAAUGAGUAGAUUUUGAGAAAUCGUCUUCUGUGUACCAUUGCUUUUUCGCCACCAUGUUUGUCUGUCUCAUUUAAAACACGCACCGUCACGCAAGUUACCACUGACUGCCCACAAAACUGUGUUCAGCCACCUUAAGCGCUGUUUCAAAACUGGUUAAGUUCUUUUUUUGGGUUGGGGUUGAUGCCGUAAGUACUUAAAUUAUUUCACGUCCAUCCAGCAAAUCCUCAGUGGUCUAGUGGUUAGUGUAGUGUAGUGUACUGGACCAUUUGGAUCAGGUUCGAAUCCUACUAUCUUUCGUAUCAAUUUUUUUUUCUUUCAAAUUAAAGAGACUUGCACUUUCAUGAACAUUUCCAGCUUGAAAUAUCAUCUAAGAUGGUCAUAUCUAAGUGUGUUAUAAAAGCAGAAAACAGCUCUACCUUGUGUAAAUUUCAUGAGGGGAGAAAAAGGCUAUGGCCGAUGGGAUCUAAUGCUGACCAGUGAAUGAGAUAUCUUCACCCCCAUCCCCCACAAAUCGACCCAGCCCCCAAAUGACAUUAUAUGAAGUCUUACCAAUCAACAUUUCGCUUUCAUCAUUGUAAUGACGAAAUAAUCUUUGUUAUUGACUCCAUACGUGCAAAAAUGCGCUAGAAACUGUAGUUCAGUGGAAUGCCGCCUUAUGGCCACCUCCGUGUCGCUAAUUUUCUUCGGCUGCCUAGCAAAAUGGCCAUAUGUUUCCUUGUAAAAAACCCCUUGAUAAUAUGGUCAACCGUUAAUACGGCCAAAAUUUUUUGGCCCGUUGGUGACCGCGUAUUAACGGGGUUUCACUGUAUGAAUGAAAGAUUUAAAUAAUUUUAGAAAACAAAAUGGGCUAAAUUUCAAACUGAAGCACAGAAAAGUGAUUUGUUUGGGAGAGUGGAAGGUUGGUGCCGUAUCUGAGAGACUCGACCCUUGAAUAAUCCAGGAGUUGGAGUAGAGUGUUAAGGUCAUCUGGUACGUACAGUAAGACUGCCUCUUAAGGUUUUCACUUUGUUUAGUUUUUUGGGCGAAAUAAUAUUAAAGCAAUAACUACCUGUCUUUUUUUCCUUGCAGGCCUGCAACAUGGGAUAAUUCAUAAUGGAGAUCCAUAUGGCCUGCCCUUGAAUAUAACCACAUUACCACAGAAACUUAAGAAAGCUGGUAAGGUUAAAACCCAUUGACCUUCCCCCUUUCCCAACCCUUUUGUCUUUAACAGUGAGCUAUUUUUGAAUUUUCUCAAUCCUCCCUUGGUAUACAGUGUGAACCUCAAUUUACAUGUUUUUCAUUAAUACUUAUAUUCAAAAUAUUUCUCUGUUUCUGACUGGCUCAAAUCCCAUGGCUGCAAAAUGUAAUUCUUCAUAACCAGGUGAUGUGUUAAUCAAACUUGGGUGACGUCCCAUAAACAGAAAUGUGUUUCAAAUUUUUCCUUCAACCUGAUUGGCAAUUUGACACUGGCAGUGUUAUAACAGGCCAAUCAUGGCACAUACUCAAUCCUGGUUCACAGCUAGGUACUGAUAACAAGGAUUUUGGCCCUGUUUCCCAGACAGACUUAACCGAAGUUUAAUUUCAUCUGUGGCACAGGCUAUUUUGGUGGAGCUCAGGAGAAAAUGGUGGAAAAUUUCACACAUUGUACGAACAAGAAAUAGCUGUACUACGUAAUGCCAAAAAGCAUAACUGAAGAACAGUGAAUAUCUGCUUGAUGAAAUAAUGAUUUCUUAAUAUCUUGAUUUUGCUGCGGAACAGGCUUAAAAAGAAGGAAUGACAUCGAUUGAGAUAAGCUUUUGCAUAAUGUGAAGAACAGGCCAUUUCUCAGUUCCAAAAACUCUCUUUUUCAAAAUGAGGCUAAGAGCAAAACCUCUUUUGUGAAAAUGAGGUUUAUUUGCAUGAGAAUUAAAAAUCAUUUUUAUAUCAGUGGUUUUGCACUUAGCCCCACUUUCAAACAGAAGCUGGAGGCAAUUUGGAAAUUGGCUAUAUUAUGCAUAUCUUGGAGGGUGUCAUCUGCCUCUGCCUAAUUUGCCUUGGUAGGUAACACCCUUCUUGAUCUGCGUAAUUCUUUCCUUUUUUUAUAUUAAAUUGUUAAUGACUGGUCCCAAGGAAAACAAAAUGACUAUCUUCUCAGUCAUUUAGUUAUUGAUUUAAUUUCAGGUUACAGUACCCACAUGAUAGGAAAGUGGCAUCUGGGAUUCUACAACUGGGACAGCACUCCUACUUAUCGUGGGUUUGAUACCUUUUAUGGGUUUUACAGUGGUGCCGAGGAUCACUAUACCCACGUACAGGACCAUUAUCUUGACUUGAGAGAUAAUGAAGAAAUAGUCAGGGACCUAAAUGGCACUUACUCUGUCAAUGCUUUUGCAAAGGUAAGUGUGAAGGCUAAGCGGCUAAACUGGGAGCCUGUUCACACUUGUUGUCCAACUGGGGUGCCUGAAGUGCAAUACUCAUUGUGAGCGCUAAUGUGAACACGCUGUUUUUUAAGAAUGAUCCUUGAUAGAAUUCAGGCAUGGUGGAUGUGCUAUUAUGUUCAUGAUCGCUGUGAUAUUAUGUUUCAAAGUGGCAGACCGAAAUGGAGCAAAUGUGUACACAGACAUUUACAUAUCAGGUUCCCAAUUUUCAGUCAAUGCUUGGCCCAAUGUGACAAUAUGUUCCUGGUGGGGAUGAGCACAUAUCACCUACACAAGAAUAGCUAAGACUGUGCUGCCCAACAGCUGGUUUUGGAUCUAGAAGAGGAUUCUUACACUUGAGAUACUAAUUCCUAAAAUGAGUGUACAGGGUGCAAUAGCAACUGUAUAUCAGAUGCAUGAAGGUGUCAGUAAAUAUUUUGAAUGAGGUCUGGUAAAAGAAAACUGAACACAAAAUUCUCGUUCAAGAUUAAACCACUGUGGAUAUCCGGGCUUCUGAAGAAAUGAUAAGGCAGAAAGAAAAAUAAACAGCUUCAAAAUGCAUUCUAGUAUUCCAUCUGCGCUUGCUAAGAUCCAUUUUCCUACAAAAUUUUAUUAUUAAUUUUGCAGUUUCCUCGUAACUUAGGUGUUAUCAAAUCAUUUGCUUUCCAAAAUUUUAGCCAAAUUUCACACAUUUCAUUAUAUUAUAUUUAUUAACGGGUUCUCUAUGCCUUAGCUUAUUGGAUUCGAACUGGCUUAUGUUAGUCAACUUCUCUGUUUUAGCGUGCCCAACAGAUUGCCAAAUCACACAAUAGCAGCAAGCCUCUUUUCCUGUACAUGGCUUUUCAAAAUGUUCAUGGCCCUGUGCAAGCACCCAAGGAACACGUAGACAAGUACGCAUUCAUUAAAGACCCUGUUAGAAGAACCUACGCUGGAAUGGUUGACAUAAUGGAUGACGCUGUUGGCAAUAUAACGGAUGCGUUCAAGGAGGCUGGGUUUGUUUCAAAUUUGUUUUCAUUCGUAAACUUCGCAAUGGGACGGAAGAGCCGAGAAGACGGCAAACCUUGUGUUGAAGCUUCACAAUAAUUUUGUUAGAAAACAAUUCCGCCAAACUUCACCUUCCUUUAAACACACCUUUUUAAAAAAGACGAGAACGCAUUUAUGUUUUUAAGUGAAAAUAACGACAAAACAGUCGUACGCAAGUAAUAGCCCUGUCACGAUUAUCACACACAGAUGUUUUGCUGUCCUCUUCGUUCUGCCGUCCUGUUUCGUAAACUCUUUUUUUUGUUAUUUUAUUACUUUGACCCCUACGAGUGGCCAGUACAACGUGAUUGGCUCAAAAAGAGGGCUCCAUUUUUACAGCUAUUUAGACGACAGACGACAGACGGAAGAUUCAAGUUGCUGAAGUUGAGCUUCGUCAAAAUAUAAAAUAAGCAGAUAUUAACAGUUCAAAACGAUUCUUACGGACAAAACUAACGAGAAACUACUAUUUUUUGGAUAAUUAAUAAACAGUUAAGGGGAACCUUGAUCACGUGGUAGAAAUUGACGUUUACCGUUUGCCGUAAACGUGACUCUAAAUCUCCGUUAUAUCGUGGCCACGUGGCUACGCCGCUACGCAGCCACGUAACCACUGUUGUACUAGAGAAAGGACGAGGAAAGUUUCCCGCUCAAUUUCCUUUGCGCCGUUCGUACUAUCUAAACGCCUGGAACAAGUUCCAAAUCAGUAAUUAGUUUAUCAUGACUUAGAAAACAAUGCGUUGUUGAGUUUUUUCCUUGCGGCUCUCUAGUAACAGUACUUUUCCAUCAUAAAACCAAUUUAGCUUUUAUGCUGUCCCAAAGCACUUAAGUUUUCCAAGUGUGUGGUAACCUCGUUCUUUGGUACCACCAGUAUCGCCAAACCUGAGUUGUAUUACAGGAAGCUUGGUUUUAUCCGUGAGGAGACCGCUGUCUUCACGCCAUACGUUGUCAUUCGCAUCACAGUUACAGCCAUAACUGGGAUUUGCACACGAGUUAGUCAUCCCGCAUGCGCACUUACUAUUGCCAGAUGCUCCGCCCCAGUAUGCCAUCUUAGUAGAAUCACGUGACACCCACCAUCCAAACGGAUCGUUCUUGUAGAGCAAAACGGAACCGUAACACUCAUACUUGAUAAAUUGUUCACACUGUGAAGAGACUGUGGUGAGACUCGUCAGCUGAGAGAGACUCGCUCCUGUAUAAUGAAUGUCACGGGAAAAGCUACCCUGACCUUCAUAUCCUUUCACGGAUGUUCUGCUUUCACUGUCGUGACUGAUGACUGUCACGCCAACUCCAUUUUUAGCUGUCAUGUUACAAUAAACGGUGAAAGGUGCCAUACCUCCCUCGCCAUCAGGAUCAAUGACGUAGUUUCCGCUCACACUGCUGACGUUCUUUUUGAUAACAGAACAGGAAGUAGCCCUCACUGGAGAAUUGAUUUUAACCUCUGUUUCUAUCGUUUUGAGGGCGUUACUUGCUCUGCAGGUAUAAGAUCCUCUGUGUGAUUUUUUGAUGUUGUUUAGUACGAGAGUGUUAUUUUUAAGAACUCUCGAACCAACAGGAAGUAUAGAGCCAUCCUUUGACCAAGAAAUUACAGGUCUCAGGUCACUCUCGGCUACGCAAGGCAGAGGAAGAGUGGAGUCAAUCACCGGAGUCAAUUCUUGAGGAGGACGGACUUUGAACCGCAAAGUAGAGAAUAUCAUGAGUACAACCGUAUCUGUUACUGAUCCCAAUAUAUUCUCUGCUUUGCAAAUGUAUGUUCCACCGUCUUCUCUUGUCACUUGGUAGAUCGUCAGGGCUCCAUGUAUGACUUCAUUUCUGCCCAUUGGCAAAUUACCAACGGCUUUAGACCACGUGAUUUUAGGCGGCGGCUGACCAGUAGCACUGCAGCUGAUAGUGACAUUUUGUUUCUCUUCAGCCAUGAGGCGAUUUUUUGAUAAUAAUAGCUUAGAGAGAACUGAAAAAGGAAGAAAGAAUGGAUAAAGAAAUCCCAAUUUAAUUUUUUCAGGAAUAAAAAAACUCUCUGAGCCUAUUUCACAUGACACAAAAUUGACAAACCUUUUCAGUUCCUAUAAAGACCAAAACCAUUCAUUAAGGGAAAAAAAUGACUUACACUGCACCGUUAACUUCGCUGUUGCGUUAAUGCUUCCCAGCAAAUUUUCAGCUUUGCAGGUAUACUGCCCUUCGUCUCCAGGUCUAACAUCCUGAAGAAUCAGAGCGCCACUGGACUCUACCACGUGACGCUCGACAGGAAGUGAUGAAUUAAUUUUAGACCAUGUGACCUUGGGAGGAGGAUUGCCAACCGCUGUACAUUUCAAGAUGGCUGUCUGACUUUUGUUAACGGUCGUUCGUUCAGGACUUUGCAAUAGAGAAGGAGCCGAGAUGGAUUGUCCUGGUGCCCCUUUCUCACCCGAUGGGCCUCUAGGUCCUGUGGGACCUGGCGGACCCUGCAGUCCGGGAUCCCCCUUUUUGCCUAUUGGUCCCUGAGGUCCUAUUGGUCCAUGUUUACCAGGAGGUCCUGCUGGGCCGGGUUUCCCCCGGGGCCCCGAUAUACCUUGGGGUCCUCGUCUCCCCCGCCUUCCUGUGUUACCUUUUGGUCCUGGUCGACAAAGCUUUUCAUCUUUGGCACAGAUUUGAUUUUGCAGCAAACGAAGCUCUUCUUUAAUCAGCAGUUUUACAUCAGAGGCUGUUUUGACCGGUUUCGCUUGUGAGUUGUCUGGUGAAGUGCGUUUUUGUCGUGACGAGGAUUCUUGACCUUAUGAAAGAUAAUAGAACGUGAACUUUGCUGAUCUGAUAAAUCUUAGUGACAAUCAGUAAGAGCAAAUGCCAAUAAAAGCCAUUUCCUCUUUUUGAUUGGCUUCCCAAAAGCGGGGCAAAAUUGGCUUAUUUGAGUGAGUACAUUUCGCUAAGAAGCAAACUAUUUUACUUCUGACGAUCAUUUCCUCUUUCGUCUUGACGUUUAUGGUUGAUUUAAGAAAAACCGGUGUUUCUGAAAGGAGUUCAAUAUUAAACGUCGCUCACCGUAGGCCUAAAACGAUUCACCUUGUUCCUGGCGGAAGCCAAUUAUGACCACCUAUCUUUGCUCUCGUUUUUCUCAAUACUCACCUUGGAUCUCUUGUCCCAAACCUGAAUCGCUGCUUUCGGUUACUCUCCAUCUUCCAUUUUUCUGAUGCACUCGAAGGAUUUCUUUUUCCAACUUUCCACAACGUGUCACUGUGUGUGAAAUCAGUUGAUGAUGUUCUUGUACUCGUAGUUCUACGUGAAUAAGUGCGAUACAGCAUACAAUUGACAGCAGCAAAGCUGACUUACAACACAAACUGUCAAAUGUUUUAACUCUGGUUGUAUUUUUCUCUUCUGCCCUUGUUUUUGUCAUGAUAACUGAAGUGUCUUGUUAUGCCUAGGGCCUCACAAACCCUUAGUGAGACAGACGUCCUUGAAAGGGCUUUGAAACUUGAAUAAUUGAAAUACUUCGCCCUUUUAUACACUCUCAAUAUCUUUUUAGUCAAUAAUCUAUUUAUAAACCUGACGAAUAUGAGUGAUUUGGUGGAACGACAAGGAGAAGAGGGGAUAGACUAGGAGUUGUCUCAGCUUGUUUGGGAAUUUAAGCACGGCAGGAAGUUUUAGUAAUAUUAGGGUCAAAUAGAGAGAGUUAAUAAUUUACGAUCCGUAAGGAACAUGCUUAGCACAGGUCAAUGUUUAUCUGUAUUUUAAUGCAAUACCUUUCCGUGUGGUUUUUGAUGAAGUUAUUAGAAAAGUUAGUUACAGAAGUGACAGACUCGUUUUUAUUUCUUCUUCAUGCAACUCAUGCGUUUUGCUCAUUGCGCCCGAUACCCGUCGCGCAUCUUGUCACGUUUCAGUUCGAGAGGUCAGGCAUUCGCUGCCGGCCUUGCGUAAUCCCUUUAUAGAACCCAUUCUUCCGCGCGGCAGUGUCACGUGGUUAGCGUAGCAUGGCAGUACAUGUCUGUGAAGACCUGGGUAAACACUAGGCGCUGGUUCUUCAAGAUUGACCACUAUCCAGCAGAUAACUAUUAGAGAAACCAAUAUUGCGCUUUACAGUGGAUAGUGGUUUAUCCAGUGGAUAGCGUUAUCCACUUUUUGAACAAAUGGAGCCAGAAAUACUGAAGGCCCACACCUGAUAUUUACUAUUCUCAUGUUUUGGACUACAAAGUAUCUUAUAUUCAUAACAUGUAACAGGCUUAUCUUUUGUUGUUUCGUCGUCUCGCGAGUCGGUCGCCAACUUACCGCGCUUGCACAUUGUUAUUUGAAAAUCGCGCCUUAAAAGAUUUAAAAUUGACAAAUUGCACAUAGAAACGGAACCUAACGUUUAUUGAUUUUUUUACGCUUCAUUUACAAUCUCGUUCUUAGAAACUCUUCAUGCGGUAAAAGAAUAUAAUGUUAUACUAUUUUCGAAAGAUGUUUUGUUAAGCACAAAUGUUUUACUUUUUUUCCAAGAACGCAGUUAAUUAUAGAUCUAAACGUUCGAAAAGCCAAUGUGAUCUAGCAGCUCUCGUCAGGGCUUACAUGAUUGGCUCGAUACCCAGUUGAAAAAAAAAACAAGUAAAGGAAGUAUUCCUAGCCCUUAAAACAACAGAUGUACUACAAUACUGUCUAAACAUCGAUGGUCACACAAUAUAGCAAAUCCCCCACGCAAAGUCGCAGCCGGCCGGCGUAGAAGUUUCUGUAGUGUUAGGAAGCGUCAUCAUUUUUCAGUAGCCGUGUGUGACAAGAAUAUUUCGUUAUUUAUGAAAUUAUUGUUUCUACUCCUCUUUUAAAUGACCUACAAGACUAUCGCAUUAAAGGCGGUAGUCAAAGGGCGUAGGAUUUUUUAAUCCCUUGUACUAUUUUUGUUUAGUUUUUAUUCUCGUCAAAUAAAGGUCUAUUAAUAUAUUUAACCAGGGCGACGGCAAUUUGCUUACCAUGCCUACGAAAUGCCGGAUUUCUUCCGACCAUCCUUCCUCUUUUAUGAAACUAAUAACGUUACAAAGUCGUUUUGCUUUUCGAUUUUGGAAUAAAAGAGAGGUAGCCUUAAUUUAUGCUGUCCCAAAGCACUUCAAUUUUCCGAGUGUGUGGUAACCUUGUUCAAUGGGACCACUAGCAUCCCCAAACCUGAGUUGUAUUACAGGAAGCUUGGUCUUGUCAGUGAGGAAACCGCUGUCUUCACGCCAUACGUUGUCAUUCGCAUCACAGUUACAGCCAUAACUGGGAUUUGCACACGAGUUAGUCAUCCCGCAUGCGCACUUACCAUUGCCAGAUGCUCCGCCCCAGUACGUCAUCUUCGUAGAAUCUCGUGACACCCACCACCCAUAUUCAUUGUUGUUGUAAAGCAAAACCGAAUUGUAACACGCAUACUUGAUAAACUGUUCACAGCUCGAGGAGACUCUGGUAAGACUCGCCAGCUGAGAGAGACUCACUCCUGUGUAAUGAAUAUCACGUGAGUAACUACCCUGAGGAUUGUAUCCUCUUACGUGUGUUCUGCUUUCACUGUCGUGACUAAUAACCGUCACGCCAACUCCAUUUUUAGCUGUCAUAUCACAAUAAACUGUGAAUGGUGCCAAACCUCCCUCUCCAUCUGGAUCAAUGAUGUAAUUCCCAAUUACACUGCUGACGUAUUUCUUAAUCACAGAACAGGAAGCGACACCAACUGGAGAAUUGAGUUUUGCUUUUGAUUUGAUUUUUGACAGAGCAUUAGUUGCAGUACAGGUGUAAUACCCUUCGUGCGAUUUCUUGAAGCCGUCAAGAACCAGUGUGUUGUCUUGGAGAAUACUUGUUUCAUCAGGAAGUGUAGUACCGUUCUUUGUCCAGGUAAUUGUAGUUUUCAGGUCACUCUCGGCUACACAUGGCAGACGAACGCUUGAACCAAAGCUAACAGGAGUCAACUCUGUAGGGGGAAGGACUCUGAAUCGCAGAGGAGAGAAAACUAUAAGUUGAGCCGUCUUUGCUGCUGAUCCAAGAAUGUUUUCUGCCUUGCAUAUGUACGUACCACCGUCUUUUUUUACCAUGUCGUAGAUUGUUAGGGUUCCAUUCAUCACUUUAUUUCUGUCUUUGGGCAAAGUACCUCCUAACAUUGACCACGUGAUGGUGGGUUGCGGCUGGCCAGUAGUAAUGCAGGCCAUGGUGAUGUUUUGUCUUUCUUCAGCCAUUAUGCGAUUUGAUGACAAUACAAUAGAGGGUGGAUCUGGAAAGAAAAGAAACUUGUGUUUUUUUGUAAACAAAGUACAGUAAAAACCCGCGACUAAGAACCUGCAUUUUCCCAGUUUAACCUAAACAGGUUUUUUACAUAAAUGGUAAUGAGCGCAAAUUUAGGCUAUUUAGACUCUUUAAUAGGUUGUUAUUUUCUAAAGAAUAAAUACAUUGUGGCUAAGAGUAUUUAUCCCUUUCACUGCCCAAGUUUUUGAUAGAGUUUUGUAACGUGACUCUAACUUUUGAGUCUGUGGACGAAAUCCUAUGAUGUGACCAUUCAGAUGAAAGCUCUAUGCCCCUACUUUCACAUGAUGCUAUUUGUUUCUCAAAAGUUAAGAAAAUGAAAUUUGGAAAUUUGGUCGAAAUUUGCCUUUGGCCACAUCUGGCAGUGAAAAGGUUCGGAGUAGGUAGCUCAUUCCUUAGGUAAAACCACCCUGCCGCUGCGAGCAGAGCCUCCUUUUGUCUUCUCUGCCUGAAUCGCGUCAUAGCUCUGAAGUCACUGCAGACCAAACUUCUGGACUAGUCAAUCUUUUUUCCUUUUGUCAAACUGGCUUUUCGAAUGCGACAUCCAAUUGUUGAUACACAGAUGGUCAUAACUAGGCCCUCUGUACCACGCGCACAGAUUCUAAAUUGUAUCCUAGCAACACUGGCAGAGUGUUUGGGGAGUACAGUAGUUGAAAUUGAAGUGUUAAGGUACCUAUGUCUUCGAAGAGGAUCCUGAAUGUUGACUUAUCUUAUUUCCUUAAGUGUACAGAAUUUUUUGGUAGAUUUUAGAAAAUAAGAGCGUGUUUCAAAUUUUAGGGCUGAACAAGUUCUUGUUUAGAGGGGGCCUAACUCGCAAAUUUUAGCCUAACAGGUUCUUAGUCGCGGGUUUUACUGUACUGAUAGAAUGACCAAUAGUUACUGUCCCUUUUAGAGAGGUAUGCAAGUUAUAAAGAUGGUCAAAGGAAAUAAAUGAAGAACGGUAAGAUGAGAGCUUCUCUAGUGGUCCGUUAGAACACUCUUAGAAACACGUCGAAAAAUGUAUGAAGAUGAAGGACACCCUUUUUAAAAAUCUUGACGAAAAAGAAGGAACUUACACUGCACUGUUAGCUUCGCUGUUGCGUUGAUGUUUCCUAGCAAAUUUUCGGCUUUGCAGGUGUACUGGCCUUCGUCUCCACGUUGAACAUCCUGAAGAAUCAGAGCACCACUGGACUCUACCACGUGACGACCGACAGGAAGUGACGAAUUCACUUUAGACCAUGUGACCUUUGGUGGUGGAUUGCCAACCGCUGUACAUUUCAAGAUGGCUGUCUGACUUUCAUUGACUGUCGUUUCAACAGGCUGCUGUAACAGGGAGGGAGCCGAGAUAGAUUGUCCCGGUGCGCCUUUCUCUCCCGGCGGACCUCUAGGUCCUACGGGACCUGGCGGACCCUGCAGUCCGCGAUCCCCCUUUUUGCCCAUUGGUCCCUGAGGUCCUAUUGGUCCAUGUUUACCAGGAGGUCCUGUUGGGCCGGGUUUCCCUCGGGGGCCCUUUAUUCCUUGGGGUCCUCGUCUUCCCCGCCUUCCAGUGUUACCUUUUGGUCCUGGUCGACAGAGCUUUUCAUCUUUGACGCAGAUUUUAUUCUGUAGGAGACGAAGUUCUUCUUUAAUCAGCAGGUUUAUAUCAGAGGCUGUUUUCACAGGUUUCGCUUGUGAGUCAUCGGAUGAAGCGCGUUUUUGUCGUGACAAGGUUUCCUGACCUUAUAGGAGAGGAAAUAGAACAUGAACCGUGUUUAUUUAAUAAACUUCAGUGAUCAAUUCACUUUCUCUUUUUCGGUUUCGGAAACCGGGAAAGACAUAGUGAAUUGAUCACAUGGCUCCCCAAGUGGGUAGGAUUUGAAUGUACAAUUUGCUUAAAAGGAAACCAUUUUACCCUGCAACGUUCAUUUCCCCUUUCGUUUUGACCUUUGCGUUUCAUUUUAAAAAAAGCAGUGUUUCUGAAAGGGGAUAUUAACACAUGUCCUUCACCGUAGGCCUAAAACGAUUCACCUUGUUCCUGACGGAAGCCAAUUAUGACCACCUAUCUUUGCUCUCGGUUUUGUCAAUACUCACCUUCCAUCUCUUGUCCCCAAUCUGAAUCGCUGCUUUCGGUUACUCUCCAUCUUCCAUUUUUCUGAUGCACUCGAAGGAGUUCUGUUUCCAACUGACCACAACGUGUCACUGCGUGUGAAAUCAGUUGAUGAUGUUCUUGUACUCGAAGUUCUACGCGAAUAAGUGCGAUACAGCACACAAUUCACAGCAGCAAACCUGACUUACAACACAGACUAUCAAAUUUGUCAACUCUGGUUGUGUACUUCUCUCCUACCCUUGUUUUUGUCAUAAUAACUGAAGUGCCUUGUUAGGCCUAGGGCUUCAUCAACACCUAGUUAAGCAGGGCUCCUUGAAAUUAAUAAAGAAAAGAGCUUUAAAACUUUUGAACAAUUGGAGCAGUCUCAAAACUUUUUUGCUCAAAUAUCUAUUUAUAUCCCUGACGAAUAUGGGUGAUUUGAUGGAACGACAAGUAGAAGAGGGGAAAGGCUUGGAGUUGUCUCAACUUGUUUGAGAAUUUAAGCACGGCAGGAAGUCGUAGUAAUACUAUAGGGUCAAAUAGAGAUAGUUUACAAUUACGAACCACAAGGAGCACGCUUAGCACAGGUCAAUGUUUAUUUUGUAUUUUAAUGCAAUACCUUUCCGUGUGUUCUCUGAGGAAGUUGUUAGAAAAUUUGGUUACAGACGUGACAGAUAUGGUUUUAGUUCUUUGUCAUGUAACCUACAUCGUGCCCAAUGCCAUUCGCGUAUUCUGUCACGUUUCAGUUUUAAAUUUCAGGCAUUUUCCGCCGGCCAUUCCUAACUGCUUGGGACUCAUUCUUCCUCGCAGCUUUUUCCCAACAAUGUUACGUUGUGUACGUGAGAUGACAAUACAUGGUUGUGAAAAAAUGCACUUUAUUUGAGUGUCAAUAUAUUUAGAAGAACGUACUAAUUGGGGACACCAGUUUUUACGUCUCUUACAGGAGACUAGUCCGCCAUUUUACGUUGUCGACCGAGCUAAGCGAAGGUCUAGCCGUUUACAGAGCAAAGGCAGUACCUUCAUUCCUCAGUUAUGUCAAGACCCUGAGGAUUGGUUCGGCCCUGGGAAUCGAACCCACGACCUCCCGCUCUGCAGUCAAGUGCUCUACCGACUGAGCUAAUCCUGCCUGGGUAAACUAGGGAAGGCUUUCACCUGAAUUGAAAACCUUAUGUCUUGGACCUCAAAGAAUCUUAUAUUCAUAACUUGAAACAAGCCUCCUUUUGUCCAUUUUCCCGCAAUUUGACGCCAUUCGAGUCGCCCCGGAAACGUACGGUACUAACACGAGUUAAAUAUUUGAGAUCGCAUCUAAUUUUUUUACAAAUUGUACAUAGAACAGGGAGACUUAAAGGGAGACUAACGUUUAUUUCUUUUUUCGCUUUAUUCCCAAUCUCGUUCUAAGAAACGCUUCAUGUGGUAAAAAAGACUCUAAAAUGUUAUGCUUUUUUUAAAUGACCUUUUGCCAAACAUUUAACGUUUUUACCGAAUAUGUUUAUUUGAACUCACGCAAGUAUAAAUAUAACGUUCUAAAAACCACAGUUAUCCAACAGCUCUCGUAAGGUCUCAGUUGAUUGGCUUGAUAUCCAGCUGUGAAAUACAAGCAAGAGAAAUAUUCCUAGCCCCAAUGCAACAGAGCUGCAGCUACUCUACUGUCUUACUCUGAUCUAGACUCUAAGAUACUUAUUUUUUCCUGACCUCGUUUUCGUGACAUCCCUACUGUCUGAGAGCCUGGCAUAGGCUAUACUUUCUAAACAUUGGUGGCACGAUAUAGCCAGUGCCUUACGCAUGCGCGCAGUCGUCGCAAUAGCAAGAGUGGACCGCAGAUUCGGUGUGAUUUUUUCUACUUUCUCUUUUACGACUUUCAAACUGUCGCAUUUACAGAAGCAUAUAAAGGGCCUGGGGUUAUUAAUUAAUCACUUGUACUAUUUUCAGUUUGUUCAUAUUCUCGUCUAACAAAGUUUGAUUAAUGUAUUGGACACGGCAAUGACCAAUAGCAAAAAGAAGCGAAAGAGGGUAAACAACGGAAGCCAGCGUUUCUAUUAUCACUUGUUUUUCGGAACUAAUAACGCUACAAACGCGUCUGGCAUUUUAAUUUGGAAUAAGAGCCUUCAUUUAUGCUGUCCCAAAGCACUUCAAUUUUCCGAGUGUAUGGUAACCUUGUUCGCUGCCUUCACCAGUAUCUCCAAACCUGAGUUGUAUAACAGGAAGCUUGGUCUUGUCAGUAAGGAGACCGCUGUCUUCACGCCAUGUAUUGUCAUUCUUGUCACAGUUACAUCCAUAACUGGGGUUUACACACGAGUUAGUCAUCCCGCAUGCGCACUUACCAUUGCCAGAUGCUCCGCCCCAGUACGUCAUCUUAGUAGAAUCACGUGACACCCACCAUCCGUAUUUAUGGUUGUUGUUAAGUAAAUGUGAACCGUAACACUCGUACUUGAUAAACUGUUCACAAUGCGAUGAGACUCUGGUGAGACUUGCCAGCUGAGAGAGGCUCACUUUUGCGUAACGUACAUCUCGUAAAUAAGUACCCGGAGAUUCAUAUCCUUUCACUGAUGUUCUGCUUUCACUGUCGUGACCAAUGACUGUCACGCCAAUUCCAUGUUUAGUUGUCAUAUCACAAUAAACAGGAAAUGGUGCCAGACCUCCUUCGCCAUCUGGAUCAAUGACAUAAUUUCCGCUCACACUGCUGACGUUCUUUUUGAUAACAGAACAGGAAGUAAUCCGCACUGGAGAAUUGAUUUUAACUUCUGUUUCUAUCGUUUUGAGGGCGUUAGUUGCUCUGCAGGUAUAAGAUCCUUUGUGUGAUGUUUUGAUGCUGUUUAGUACGAGAGUGUUAUUUUUAAGAACCCUCGAACCAACAGGAAGUACAGAGCCAUCCUUUGACCAAGAAAUUACAGGUCUCAGGUCACUCUCGGCCAUACACGGUAGAUGGACAGUGUAUCCAAUUGCAGUGUGCACUUCUUUAGGAGGUUUGACUUUAAACCGUAGAGGCGAGAAAACUAUGAGUUGAGCCGUAUCUGUUGCUGAACUAAGAAUAUUGUCUGCUGUGCAAAUGUAUGUUCCACCGUCCUUUUUCACUGCAUGAUAGAUUGUCAGGGCUCCAUUCACCACUUCGUUUCUGUCUUUGGGCAGGUUGUUAACUGACUUGGACCACGUGAUUUUGGGUUUCGGCUGACCAGUAGCAGUGCAGGCGAUAGUGAGGUUUUGUUUCUCUUCAACCAUCAGGCGAUGUGAUGACAGUACAAUAGAGGGAGGAACUGACAAGAAAUAGAUAAUGUGUUACGGAGUAAUGAACAUCAUUGCUUAAAGCCUUAAAUAAAAAAGUUGGAACUUACACUGCACUGUUAGCUUCGCUGUUGCGUUGAUGCUUCCCAGCAAAUUUUCAGCUUUGCAGGUGUACUGGCCUUUGUCUCCAGGUGUAACAUCCUGAAGAAUCAGAGCGCCGCUGGACUCUACCACGUGACGACCGACAGGAAGUGAUGAAUUCACCUUAGACCAUGUGACCUUGGGAGGAGGAUUGCCAACCGCUGUACAUUUCAAGAUGGCUGAGUGGCUUUCAUUGACUGUCGUUUCAACAGGAGGCUGUAACAGGGAGGGAGCCGAGAUAGAUUGUCCCGGUGCGCCUUUCUUACCCGGCGGACCUCUGGGACCGGGGGGUCCCGCGGGACCCUGCAUUCCGCGAACUCCGUCCUUGCCAAUUGGUCCCUGUGGUCCUACUGGUCCAUGUUUGCCGGGAGGUCCUGCUGGUCCGGUUCUCCCUCGGGAACCUGGUAUACCUUGGGGUCCUCGUCUCCCCCGCCUUCCUGUGUUACCUUUUGGUCCUGGUCGACAAAGCUUUUCAUCUUUGGCACAGAUUUGAUUUUGCAGCAAACGAAGUUCUUCUUUGAUCAGCUGUUGUACAUCAGAGGCUGUUUUUACCGGUUUCGCUUGUGAGUCACUGGGUAAAGCACGUCUUUGUCUUGAUUCGGUUUUUUGACCUCAAAAAUAAAAGCCAUUUAUCGAAGAUUGUAGAACAUAAAUAAUAUAUCUUAAAGAAAUCGCUCAAGGUAAGCAGUAAACGUUAGUUAAAUGUUCAUCUCCUUAAGCUUUAGUUUUGAACAACGAAUUUUGCCCUUUUAUGGUACCAACAAUAAACAUUUUUUUCAAAUCCAAGGCUUUUUUAUUUUCCUUCGGUGAUCAUUUUCUCGAUUUACGUGUGACUAUUAUCAGUGUUUUAUUAACCAGUGAUAUUUGCACAAGGAGAGGUAAGAGGCCUUGGUCUUGGCAAAGAGCUUAGCUAUUUCCGCUUUUAAAAUUCUCAGUACUCACUUUCCGCUUCUUGCCCCAAAUCUGAAGGGCCGCUUUCGGUGAUUUUCCAUCUUCCAUUUUUCUGUUGAGCUCUAAGGAUUUGUGUUUCCAACUGACCACAGAAUGCCACUGAGUGUGAAAUCAGGUUAUGAUGCUCUUGUACUCGAAGUUCUACGUGAAUAAGUGCGAUGCAGCACGCAAUAGACAGCAGCAAGCCUGACUUGCAACUCAAGCUCUCAAAUAUUUUACUUCCAGUCUUAUGCUUCUCUUCUACAUUCCGUUGUCUCAUGAUUAAACUGUCUUUUUGGGCCUACGUUUUCAGAAAGACCAAGUAAGUUAAUGGCCCUUGAAAUCAGUGAAGGAAAGGUCUUUUGUGAAACUCGAGAAAUUAAAUAACCAGGCCCGUGACAUACGGCUUUUCUAAUCAUAUGAUUAGCCUGAGUAUCAGAGAUGGGGGAUGGAUUAGAUGGGGGAUGGGGGAGGGGGAGAAGAGAAAGGAAGGGCGUUUCUCUACGUCAGCCCUCUCCCUUUUUCGCUUUCAUUUUAGCCCUUUUCCCCCAGAAACGCCUGAUACUCCGGCUAACAAAUGAUUCACUUAUAUCUCUAACAAAUAUGAGUGACAUUAUGAUAUGACAAGUUAAAGAGAGGCCGGCGAUAGUCUGAAAUGUCACACGUCUCCACCUCGUAAUCCGUGGGGGGGGGGUGCGGGGUAGAGAGACGACUGAAUUCCGAGCGUUGUCCACUGACGUCACCUACUUUUGCGAAUAUGGUACGUAUUUUCUGAUUGGCUAUUAGCUUUCCAAAACAGAAAACCUUUUGUUGUUGGCUGAACGCGCUAAAGAAAAUAUCCGGUUUGAAAUAGUGUUGACAGGCUGAACAAAAAUAAACGUGACCUUAGGGACGGACCAUUAGAAAAGUUAUGGGGGGGGGGGAUUUUCGAGGAGCAGGAAUUUUUUUUCGUCAUCAAAUUCCUGGUAUGAAUUUUUUUUAGGCCAUAGCAUGAAUAUUUUUUAAAUUUAAUUUUCUUUUGCGCGAAAUUUCUUUUUUGUACUUCGCCCGCCCCCCCAUAAGUUUUCAAAUGGUCCGUCCCUUAGACAAGGUAUCUUUUAAUUCCGAAACUGCAGUCUUGCUUUAGGCACUUGUAACAAAAAAAUGCACUACCAGUACAGUCGCAUAGACUAUCAAGUUAGUACAAAAGGAAUUGCGAACGGAGGAACAGUAGGACAUCGCGCUCCAGACCACAGGAAAUAAUUACUCAAAAAGAAUGAAACAGACCAGCUUCAUGACCUCUAAGCGUUAAACUCAGAGCGGCAAACUAAGAUUUGCUCAGUCAGAUUGUAAAAUUCUCCGUGUACUGCAUAGAAUUGAAAGAAGGAAAAAGAGGACCUCUGUUGUUUAAGCUAACUCCAAGUCCAAGGUCACGUUUCACACUAUCAUGGGAAGAUUAUUGCACAGUAGGAAGUUCAGGAUUUGCUUUGUUUCGUCACUUGAUGAUGUAAAGAAACUAACCACAGGUUUAUGUUGUAGGUAAACUCCGUUCUCAUUUUUGACAAGGAUUCAACCGAAUUUUCGACAGUAUUUUCUUUUUGUUUCUAGGCCUUAAUUAUUCAAAGGAGACAAAAAUUGUGAUUUAACCUAAGAACGGAUAUAACCUACAACACAUACACUUGAAAGCUUGUCUGUCUGUUUGCUUGUCUUUCCUGCGGAAGAUAUUAAAAAAAGUAGGUUACAGACGUGACAGACGCGGCUUUACAACUCCUAAAGCUCACGUGCCCAUUACCUUCCGCUCAUUUUGUUUAGUUUUGUCUUGCAUUUACCCACUGUUGGUAAAUCUCUUAGACCUCAUUCCUCCGCGCUCCCAUAUUCCUGCAGGGUCACGUGGUGCGCGUGGCGUAACGAUGCUUGAGUAUGAAGACUUUUGCAUUGAGGAAUGACGGAAGGCCUACACCUGAUUUGAAAAAGUUAUGUUUUCGACCUCAAAGGAUCUUAAAAAUACAAAAUAUAACAAGCUGUGGCCCUGAAGAAGGCUAAUUUUGUUAGCCGAAAUAUUGGCCUCAAAUAAAUCACCCCUUUGUCGUAUUUCCAGCCUUGCAUUCAUUUUUUUUUUAAUUCUUACUUCAAGUGACCUCUGGCAUUAGCAUCUCUAGAUUAGAGAUCCGACAAGAAAGAACCAGUCGGUUUUAUUUACGUGUUGAGUGGACCUCUGCAUUCAAAGGUUUUAAUAAGCUUCUCUUCUGUCUAUUUUCACGCCACAAGUCGCUUAACCAACACACACUGAAAUUUUGGAUCGCUUUUAAUGCAAAAGUAUUUAAACUUUAUAAAUUGCACAUUAAAAGUGGAGAUUAAACAGGCCAACUUUAACACCUUUUAUCUUUAUGCAUGGGACCUCCAAAUCUUUUGGUUUUUUUUUUUAAGGUAGAUAAAUGGUCAUUCGGUCUAGGCUGUGAGCGUUCUUGUUUUGAUUGGCUUGAUACCUCUAUGUGAAUAACAAACAAGAGUAAUAAUAUAUCUUUCCAAGAAAGCAUUCACACAAUAAUAGUCAGAAACUCACACAUGCGCUCAGCCCCGGUAGUAGCAGCCGUGGAUAACAGUGACAGGAUUUUUCAGAAGACAUAAAAAACAUUUAUUAAACUAUUGCUUAUUACUCUCCUACACGACCUGCAAGACUUUCGAAAACAGGUUAAAACAAUCAUAUCGAUACUUUAGUACCAGGGGAAAAAGACAGAGUUAUUAGUGCCAUGUCCCUAUUUUCGGUUGGUGUUAAUUCUCGUGAAAAGAAUUUAGAGUUUGAUGAAUAUGUUGAACCGUGACAGGUUGUUUACAAUAAACAUCAGUUAAAAUGCGAGAAGAGCUAACCUACGGAUGUUCGACCGGGUUUUAAUAGCUCACGUUCGAUAUAUUAAAAUUCUAACAUGACUCCGAGGCUUUCUGGUCAUUUUUCUACAUUUGGUUUGGUUUUCUUUGUCCUCAAGUCUCUUCUGGGAAUUGCGAGACAAUGGAGUCGUGAGAAAUUUGCAAUUUUGACCCUACAGCCUCGGAGUGGGCUAUUGUAUUUACUGUACAUGUAAAACAAGGAUCGCUGUCAGUCUCUCUCCAGGUUUCUUUAUGAACUUUUAAGGUUACACAUAUUUUUUUUUACUUGUCGGGUUUGGAGUCACAAGAACUAGCAUCUAUUUAUGCGGUUCCAAAGCACUUUAGUUUUCCGAGCGUGUGGUAACCUUGUUCUCCUUUGCUACCAGUAUCCCCAAACCUGAGUUGUUUUACAGGAAGCGUCGUCUUGUCAGUGAGCAGACCGCUGUCCUCAUGCCAUGCAUAGGAUUCCUUGUCACAGUUACAGCCAUAACUGGGGUUUGCACAUGAGUUAGUCAUCCCGCAUGCGCACUUACCAUAACGAGAUGCUCCUCCCCAGUACGUCAUCUUGGCGGAAUCACGUGACACCCACCAUCCAUAAAACUGGCCAUUUUGAAGGAAGGUGGAACCUAUACAUUCAUACUUGAUAAACUGUUCACAAUUCGAGGACACUCUGGUGAGACUUGCCAGCUGAGAAAGACUCGCUCCUGUGUAACGAAUGUCACGCGAGUAACUUCCCUUAGCCUCAUAUCCUUUCACGUAUGUUCUGCUUUCACUGUCGUGACUGAUGACUGUCACCCCAACUCCAUUUUUAGCUGUCAUAUCACAAUAAACAGUGAAUGGUGCCAGACCCCCCUCGCCAUCUGGAUCAAUGUCGUAAUUUCCGCUUACACUGCUGACGUGUUUUCUGAUCUCAGAACAGGAAGCAAGUGUAACUGGAGAAUGGAUUUUUACUUUGGUUUCUAUUGUUGACAAAGGAUUACUCGCUCUGCAGGUGUAAGAUCCUUUAUGUGAUAUUUUGAUGCUGUUUAGAACUAGAGUGUUGUUUUGAAGAAUUCUUGAUUCAAAAGGAGGUAGGGAUCCAUCCUUUGUCCAAGUUAUGGUAAGUCUCAGGUCACUCUCGGCUACACAAGGUAGGCGAACAGUUGAGCCAGCCAUAGGAGUCAGUUCUUGAGGUGGUCGAAGUUUGAACCGAAGAGGCGAAAAAACCAUCAACUGAGCCAUAUCUGUCGCUGUUCCCAGGAUAUUAUCUGCUUUACACGUGUAUAUACCACCGUCGUUUCUUGUCACUUGAUAGAUUGUCAGAGCGUCUUUCAUUACCUCACUUCUUCCUUUUGGCAAAUCUCCUCCUACCUUGGACCACGUGAUCUUGGGUUGAGGCUGACCAGUGGCAGUGCAGGUGAUGGUGAAGUUUUGCUUUUGCUCAGCCAUCAGGCGAUUUGAUGACAAUAAUAUCUGGGGACCAACUGGCAAGAAACAGAUAAAUCGCUUUUAAUCUGGUGACAGAAUACUCUCUGCUAUUAUAAUAUCGUAGAAUUUUUAGCAAAUAUAGUCGAACCUUCUCUUACGACACCUUUGCACAACGGCAACGUGCACCGGCAAAAAAAUAGUACUCAUCAAAUACUCGAAAUUUGCCCCCUUUAUUUGUUUUAAACUUGACCCCUAUUCAGCGGUCACCUCUAUCAGUAAGCGAACGUGAACAUUCUUUAAAAAUUAGACUUCUAAAUGGCUAUUUUUUUUGUAGUUCACCAAUCGUAUGCAGCCAAUGCCAAGGAAAAUGGUUUAUUUUAGGAGAACACUUACAGUGACCCUCAAGAUCAAAGUAAACUUGUUUCCUCAUGAUUAAGACUUCUCCGCAGUUCCUUUAAAAAGGUCAUGACUAAUGAAUCAAAUUCACCGGCAUAGCUUUAUACUAUUGUUUUUCUUUAUAUUUCAUUUACGUUACGUUACGAUCAGGUAAAGUGAUGACAAUUCAAUAAAGGGUGGAAUGGGCAAGAAGUAGAAAACACGUUUAUUCUGCAAACAAAAUACUGCAUCACACCGCUGCGAUCAUUGCUGACCGAUUGUUUUAGAGAGUUGUGUAUCUUAUAAUGAAAGUCAGCGAAAGUAACUGAAGAACGGCAAGAAGGGACUAGCUGUAAGUGUCCGUUAGAAUACUCCUACAGCAUGUCAGAAAAUGUAUUAGAAAGAGAUAAAAAAAACGUCUUGAAAUCUUGAAGAAUGAAAUUAAUGCAACUUACACUGCACUGUUAGCCGUGCGCUGGCGUUGAUGGUUCCCAUCAAAUUUUCAGCUUUGCAGGUGUACUGGCCCUCGUCUUCGGGUCUAAUAUCCUGAAGAAUCAGAGCGCCACUGGAGUCUACAACGUGACGUCCGACAGGAAGUGUUGAGUUCACCUUAAACCAUGUGACCUUGGGAGGAGGAUUUCCAGCCGCUGUACAUUUCAAGAUGGCUGUCAGACUUGCAUUGAUUGUCGUUUCAACAGGAGGCUGUAACAAGGAGGGAGCUGAGAUGGAUCGUCCCGGCGCACCUUUCUCACCAGGCGGACCUCUGGGACCAGGAGGUCCUGGCAGACCUGGCAAUCCGCGAUCCCCCUUUAUACCCAUUGGUCCCUGUGGUCCUAUUGAUCCAUUUUUACCGGGAGGCCCUGCUGGGCCGGAUCUCCCUCUGGGGCCCGGUAUGCCUUGGGGUCCUCGUCUUCCCCGCCUUCCAGUGUUACCUUUUGGUCCUGGUUGACAGAGCUUUUCAUCUUUGGCACAGAUUUUAUUCUGCAACAGGCGAAGCUCUUUUUUGAUCAGCUUUUUUACUUCGGAGGCUUUUGUAACCGAUUUGUUUUGAGAGGCAUCUGAUGAAUCACGUUUUUCUCUGUAUAUAACUUUGCGACCUUGAAAAAUGUGCGUAGUGUUCUAAUAUUAGAAUAUAGGAACUACAUAUAAGCUCGCACAGUUUUUUGAAAAGCUAAAUAACAGAAUAGAGAAUACAGGGCCAAUUUUCUAGGUAUAUUCGUUGGAACGGAGCCCGCGAGCCACUAAAAUACCGUAAAAUUCCGAAAUUAAGCCCCUCCAUGUAUAAGCCCCCCAAUCCGGUAACGCAAAAAACCCUCCGUUAAAUCGCCCCUCCAAAUAUAAGCCCCCCCGGGGGGAGGGGGGGGGGGCUUGUACUUGCAAAAUUGCUCUCAAAUACAAAGUAAAACAAAGCAAAAACGGUAAAUUUACUUCCAAGUAUACGGCUAGCCCAAUCGAUUUUGAAACGCAAAUUUCCCUCCGUAGAUAAGCCCCUCAAUAAGUGCCUUAGAAUUAUAUAAGCCCCGGGGCUUAUUUUCGGAAUUUUGCGGUAUGACUUUCUCGUUCUUUAAGAUGCUAACCUCGAAUGACGAGCCACCGAGCCACUAAGAUAUAUCCCUUUCUGUGUUCUUUAAAACUUAAAAUAUGGCCCUGUAUUCUGUAGUUGAUUCCAAUACGUAACUGAAAAACUUGGUUUCUCCGACGAUGUUUACUAGUUAAACCACGUGAAAGGAUAAAUCAUGGCUUAGCAAAAAGUCACCUAUAUCCACUUUCUGUUCGUUUUCACCCACCUUUUGUAUUUUGCCAAAAGUCGGGAUGGUUACUUUUGGUUACUCUCCCUUUUUUACAAUCCAGUUUAACUUGAGCGACUUCUCUUUGAAUCUCUUGACGGAAUGUUUCCAACUGUGAUAUGAGUCGACGAUGCUCGUGUAUUCUGAAUUCCACGUGAAACAGUGCGAUACAGCAAACGACAGACAGUAGGAAGCAGGAGGUGGAACACAAACCAAUGAAUGUUUUUCUUCCGUUUGUGUGCGUGUUUUCUGUCGGCGAUUUCAUGUUGAACGUCUCUUUGCAGGCUCACAACUUUCCAUUUACUGAGUGAGGGCUUUUUAAAAUGCUUUUAACACCUCAGUAAAGGCACGAAGAGAUUCAGGAAGUCUGACCUUUGCUGAUUGUAAUUUAACCCGAGAGCUAAACCCAUUUAUUUGUGUUAGCGCUAAAGGAAACAAAAGUGACCUGGCAUUAAGAUAAACGAGUCGCGUGUUACCCGAAAGGGAAUUGCUUUAGCUUGAUCGGAAGAAAGUUUAAAACUACAACAGGAAAUUGUUUCAAAAGUUAAAUCAAAUUAUAGUUAAAAAUCAAAAUAUAUGGCACGUGUUCACUAAAUUUAUUGCACAGAAAGCGUCCUUUUUUCGCAAUUGUUUCGUUUGUUUAAGAACUUCACAGGAGUAUUUAUUUUACCUCAGCGCCUUUUUCGAUCAUCCCCGUCACUAAAAACUCCGAAAUACUCCCCUUCCCCUCCCCCGGGUUCAUGUUAGCGACGAACCGGGGAACUAAAACGACAAAAACUGUCAUUGCUCGCAAUGAUCAAUUGCAAAUGUGAUCGGAAGUAGAGAGCUUUAGAUUUUAGGACGAGAUCGAGUACGAGUACGAGAUUUAACUUAAAGUUUUUGCGCGUGUUCCCGAAAUUAAAAAAAUACAUCCCUGAAUGCUUCAUUUUCACCAAAAAGUUAGUACGCUUAUUUAUACUGAAGGUUGUACAAUGGCGACGGCUAUCACGUUUCCCCGUUAGUUUUAGUUUUUAACUUAAGCUUAACUGAUGAUUUUCCGUGUAUAAAUAAAGAUUUGCGUACAUACAUACAUGUAUACAAACGCUUUCCCGCCAAAAUGACGCCGGCUCACGAGUGCGCAAUACUUAGUAUUGAGAAAAUCUCAUAUACUCGUAGUCCACGUCCUCGAAUCUAAAGCUCUCUAUUAUUUCUUUUUAGUGAACAGAAACCAACGAUUCUUUUAUUUAUCUUGUUUUUAAGGUUGUGGGAGAACACUCUUAUGAUCUUCAGCACUGACAACGGUGGAGUGCCUAAAAACGGUGGAUACGACUACCCCCUGAGGGGAAGAAAAGACACUCUAUGGGAAGGAGGAAUCAGAGGGGUAGGGUUCGUACAUGGUGACAUUCUCUCCAGGAAAGGAGUGAAUUGUACAGGACUUAUUCACGUGACUGAUUGGUAUCCAACCUUAGUUAAUCUGGCUGGUGAGUAUAUGGCUACAGUGCUUUUGACCCAGGAGCCCAGGAGGUCUUCUCGAUUUUAUCUAAGAGGUGCUUUUUCUUGAGACAUUCCAUCAUGAGAGCGUACUAUUCCAUUCACAGUUUAUUUAUUCCUAUAGCUUUCAUACAUACGUCACAUCUUUUUACACAUUUCACCCCACACCUUCUUUGCAUAUAUAAAUGCGCGCCCGGAACAUUUUCUCAUCCCUGAUGAUGCCGUUGAUCAGUGAAAGCUUGGAUUUUGGAUUUUACUUUUUAAACAGCAGUUUAAGGCCUCACUAGAACAGUUUUAUAUUUUUAAAAGGUUAACAUCUCAUGUCAACAAACUCACUUGUCUGUCGGGUACAAUAUAUUUUAGGUGGGCAAUUGGAUCAGGAGGAACUCGCUGCCCUUGAUGGUCACGAUGUAUGGAAGGCAAUUUCUAAUGGUGAGCCUUCACCUCGCACAGAGAUUCUUCAUAACGUAGACACUCCUUCUGUUCCACACCAGUUGGACUUUGCUUAUCAAGGAAUUGGUCUUCGUGUUGGAGACAUGAAACUUCUCAUGGGGGUCCCUAACAUCUCUUACUUCAUACCACCUGAAGAACGGAAUUCUUCUCAAGGAAAUGAAGUGUAUUUGUACGAGUUUGAAGGUGUAAGUUAGUUCUUGAAGAUAUAUUAGUCCUUUGUCCACUGGCUAUGUUAUGUAUCGCCCCAUGUAAGGGCCGGGAGUCCAAGACAUUCUUGGAUUCUGGACUCAAUGUCGAGGAUUCCGGAUUCCAGGUACUAGAACUUGGAUUCUAGAUUCCAAUCCGCCCUACGGAAAAAGAUGGCGGCUGUAUAUUUUACCACAAUUCCUUUCGAACCUAACACGGCCAAUUACACAUAAAGUCAUAUUUUAUUGGGGGGGGGGGAGGGGAGGCGAAAUUUGUUCCUGUAAUAGCAACAUUGCCUGUCCUAGGUUUGAAGUUUAUAAAACUUUUCUGUGCGUUUUUAUGAUCAAUUUUAUGGUUUUCAUGCGCUAAGAACUGUGGGUACAUGUACCAGUCGCCAUCUUUUUAGGUACGGUGCGGUGGAUUGUUAGCGGGAUUCCGGAUUCCUUAAGCUAAAUUCCAGAUUCCAACGCUCAGGAUUUCGGAUUCUAAGGCAAAAAUUUUCCUACAUUUCAGAAUCCGGAUUCCCUUACGUGGUGUGAUAUGUUUGACAUACACAGCUUUCAUUUGGAGUCCCCUCGGGUAUUCUUUGUGGCCAAUAUUUGCUUCCAGGUUGCUUGCUUGCAGUUCUCUCUGUUUCCCCUCAAAACAAACAGACAAACAAACAAAACAAAACGGAAAACAGACGGGCCAUGGAAAGGGUCAACCAAAUCUUUCCAUGGUGCCUUUCGCUUUCAAAAGCUCGUUCCCAAGUUUCCACUCGAUCCUCUGAAAUCUUCCACAAGUGAGACUGGUCACAAAGUAAGACAUGCUCAGACUCAUUCUCCUAGCUUAUUUACAAUUUUUCAGUUCCUUUAUUACGUCCGUUUUCGCUGAAACUGAAUACGGACUGAGUUGCAGUUUAUUCAGUCCGUGGAUUUGUGAUUUUAGAGCUAUGAAGUUGCGCGAAUGAGUCUUAUCAACGCUGAUGGGCCAAAUGAGACCCUUUCUUAUUUUAUUCGGAGCUUGUUCAAAGCGCUCGUACAUUUGAAUUGCUCGCCUGGGUGGUCAAAAAAUAACUAAUAUAAUGAUGUCCACUAUUUCUGCGCGAUAUGACCAAUGUGGAAAAUGUGUUUGUUGUUUUGUUAAAAGUCAAGCUGUAGAAUCUAAUAUUUUUCUUUGCUACGUUUAGUACCAAGACUUUUAUAUAUUUUUUAGCCUCCAGUUCCCCUUGUCGAUGUAGCCCUCUACAAUAUCACCGCUGACCCAUAUGAGAAGUACGACCUCAGCAAAAAGUUCCCGGAUAUGGUAGAGAAGUUCCAAGAUCGAGUGCAGUCGUACAUGAGUGGUGCGUUACCUCCUGCUAAUAAACCAGGUGACCCGAAGGCGCGACAAGUAGCAAAGGAGAAUGGGGCCUGGACUCCGUGGAUGUGAUCGUCCAUGCAAUGGGCCAUUCCUGAGUUGCUCCAAGCCUCUGUUUCAAAGCGAGGCUAAGUCCGAAGCCAUUGAUAUGAAAAUGUUCCUUUAUUCUCAUGCAAAUAUAACUCAUUUUCACAAGAAAGGGUUUUGCACUUAGCCUCGUUCUAAGAAUAACAGUUUUACGAACUCGGAAGAGGCCCAUUAGAGAAAUCCGGAGCUUUCGUUAUUUUUUUACUAGCUGUCCCUUUUUAGAUUUUUCUUGCAUUGCGAGUGUGAGUCAUUUGCAAAACUUGGCUUAGAAAGAGAAAUGGACAAUGAAUGAAAUAUUCACAUGAAAAUAUGUAGAAAAAAUUUCGAUUUAGUGCCUAAGGUUUUUUACUGUAAACGUCAGGGUAGGUUUUGGAGAAUUAAUUGUAAUUUUUUCCGUCAAGGCAGUAUAGAUGUAGAAUCUUUCGAUUACAAACGUUUAAAACCCGUUUGGUAUCAUGAAUUUGUUUGUAAAUAUUAAUGGGCAUCUAUGCUACGCCAAAAGUGACAAAAUAUCAAAGAUGCAACUUUAUAAUUCAAAUCCACAAAUUCACUAUCAAGAUCGAUACAAUUAGCAUCAACUUGCUUUUUGAAUUUGUCAAGAUUAUAGAAUUUAAUUUUAAUUCCCGCGUGUUUCUUGUCAUGUAUCAAGAGAUAAUUUUUGUAAAUCAAGAUGCUUGUUCUUUAAAUCAAGAAAAUAGACGACAGUUUUUGAUCAUUUCUGUUUCCGAGAGGUAAUUAAAACGAGAACACAAGUUGGAAUUCAAGAU
This is a messenger RNA of Porites lobata, 27648 nucleotides long. The record is from the annotation of a GenBank genome assembly. NCBI's taxonomy places the organism in Eukaryota, Metazoa, Cnidaria, Anthozoa, Scleractinia, Poritidae.